AUGAAGCGGAAGAUGACGCGCAUCGGGACCCACAACGGCAAGUUCCACUGCGAUGAGGCGCUGGGGGUGUUUUUGCUGAAGCUGCUGCCGGAGUACGCCGCGGCCGACGUCGUGCGCACGCGUGACCCCGCGGUGCUCAAGGACCUCGACGUCGUCAUCGACGUGGGCGGCGAGUACGACGCAGCGCGCGGCAGGUUCGACCACCACCAGAAGGAGUUCCAGGACGUGUUUGGCCACGGCUUCAACACGCGGCUGUCCUCCGCGGGCCUCGUGUACAAGCACUUCGGUCGAAAGAUCAUCGCGCAGCAGCUCGGCAAAUCUGAGUCCGAUCCGAGCGUCGACGAGUUGUACCUUGUCAUGUACAAGAACUUCAUCGAGGCGGUCGACGCCAACGACAACGGCGUCGCCCUGUACGAGGUCGACGCCAAGCCGCGCUACGUGUCGAACACGGACCUGCCGAGCCGCGUCUCGAAGAUGGCGGCGCGCUGGAACGAGCCGUGCUCGGCCGAGGAGGAGGACGAACGGUUCUCCAAGGCGAGCCAGAUGGCGGGGGGGGAGUUUCUGGCUGAUCUGGAGUACUGGAGCAAGGGCUGGCUGCCGGCGCGCGGGCUCGUGAGCGCGGCGCUCAAGGCGAGGAAGGACGUGCACCCGUCUGGCAAGAUCCUGCGGUUCGACCAGGUGUGUCCGUGGAAGGAGCACCUGUUCGAUCUCGAGCGCGAGGAGGGUUGUGUGGGGGAGGCCAUCUACGUGUUGUACAAAGAUCAGCGCGAGGGCAAGUGGCGCGUCCAGGCCGUGCCGCUGAGCCCGUCUUCGUUCGACGGACGCAAGAUGCUUCCUGAGCCGUGGAGGGGACUCCGUGACGACAAGCUGGACGAGGUGAGCGGCAUCAAGGGCUGCGUGUUUGUGCACGCGGCGGGAUUCAUCGGGGGCCACGCGACGUACGAGGGGGCGCUGGAGAUGGCGGUCAGAGCGCUCGAAAUGUAA
Pedinophyceae sp. YPF-701 is the source of this 984-nucleotide messenger RNA. NCBI's taxonomy places the organism in Eukaryota, Viridiplantae, Chlorophyta, Pedinophyceae. The record is from the annotation of a GenBank genome assembly.